This is a messenger RNA of Betta splendens (Siamese fighting fish), 9782 nucleotides long. RefSeq names its product teneurin transmembrane protein 3 (gene tenm3). Gene Ontology annotation, molecular function: protein heterodimerization activity; protein homodimerization activity; cell adhesion molecule binding. The transcript has 57 exons. The record is from RefSeq and is a predicted model, not a curated record. Gene Ontology annotation, biological process: neuron development; signal transduction; heterophilic cell-cell adhesion. Bases 812 to 9109 code for a protein of 2765 amino acids. NCBI's taxonomy places the organism in Eukaryota, Metazoa, Chordata, Actinopteri, Anabantiformes, Osphronemidae. Gene Ontology annotation, cellular component: neuron projection; membrane.
GUUUCGUCGUAUCUUACCGGGAGGAGAUGAGCUCGCGCCGACCUACACUUACAGAGGGCAGCAUUACCGGAGGAGAGCGUCGUUCCUCUGUUUUAUCGGAGCGUCCUCUCCAUCUGUCUUUUAUAGUGUUAAUGUGCUACAGAGGGUACUUUCUAUGCCGCGCACGCGACAGCAAGGACAGUGAUCCAAGGGGGAAGGAAUUCCGCCACCUGAACGAUUUAUUUUCGAGAGAAUUUUUCUUUUAGGUGUAAAACGUCAGGCUAUGACUCCACUAACUCCACGUCAGUUCAGUCGCUGGUCCCUCACAAUAACAGACAAGUUGAUUAGUUUGUCGUUAUAGGCGGCACUUGGUUCUUUUCACCGUGUGCAUUCUAACAGCCUCGCGCGCCUUACGUCCUCCACCCGGCACGCUCGAGCGUCCCCGCUCCGCUUUUUACAAACUCCAGAAGAAAAAACAAUGUGGAAGAAAUCGUUUACAGUUUAAAUAGAAAGAACAAUGCGCCGGCAGUACGGUUUUGAUUUUUUUGUUAUUUGCAACGUUGAGAUUGAACCCAUCAAGUCGUAGACGUUUUUUGUGGAAUUAGUGGGAAAACUACAUGAGUGCUGUGUUAGACUGGGAGAGAAAGAUCGCCACCACCUACACGGGGACGAACAGUGCCGUUUGCUGCUGUCCAGUCUUGAAGAAAACUGGUGCGUCAAGAUCACACCUGCAAACACAGUUUCAGAAGCUUUUAGAUGGAGAUGGCACGACCUGGCAACAGACCUGUUCAGUUUAACUGCUAGACCACUCACCAACGUGCAGCAUGCCUAUAUGUUUGCCAGUAGAAAAAGCAGAAGCAUUAUGGAAGUGAAAGAACGGCGUCCAUACUGCUCACUAACCAAAAGCCGCAAGGACAAGGAAGGACCAUAUCCUGGUUCAGAGGAUCGUGACGAAUGUGCCAUCACCUCCCAGAAACUGCGGGUUCCCACUCAGAACUCCUACUCUUCCAGUGAAACACUCAAGGCCUUUGACCAGCACCAAGACCAGACCAGGUUACUGUACGGGACGACCAAGGGACAGAAGGAUAUGGUGCACCGUGAACAGGAUGACUACAACAGACAUGCUCAGAAUUUCAGCCUUCGUCAGCUGGGCAUCUGUGAGCCGCCUUCCCGUCGGGGUCUGACGUUUUGCUCCGAGAUGGGCCUGCCCCAUCGCGGCUUCUCCGUGGGCCCGGCGCAGGACUUGGAUACUGAUAGUCAGGCUGUGAUUUCUCCAGAACGAGCCAUGCGGCUGUGGGGCCGCGGGGGUCUGGGCAAGUCGUCUGGGAGGAGUUCCUGCCUGUCCAGCCCCUCCAACUCUGUGCUGACUCUGACUGACACAGAGCAUGAGAACAAGUCAGACAGCGACAAUGAGCAAUCGUCCAAUCAUCAUGGCUCCAGCCUGCCUCCGUUGCCGCCCCCUCAUCGCCAGCAACCCUCAAUAACAGCCCUCAAUCAGUCCCUGUGCUCCACGCAUCAAGCCGGUCAGUCCCUGAACUCAGCACGGCAGCUAACGCCUCCCACUGGAAGCCCGGCUCCUGUGGCCGGCCAGUCACCAGCCGAGCUGCAGACCACUCCACCUGAGAGCGUCCCGCUGCAAGACAGCUGGGUGCUGGGCAGCAAUGUGCCUCUGGAAACAAGGCACUUUCUUUUUAAGACAGGCACAGGCACCACUCCCCUCUUCUCUACAGCAACUCCUAGCUACACUAUGGCAACAGGCUCAGUGUACUCACCACCUACAAGACCGCUGCCACGGAAUACUCUGUCCCGCUCUGCCUUCAAAUUCAAGAAAACCUCCAAGUACUGCUCAUGGAGGUGUACAGCCCUUACUGGAGUGGGACUGUCAGUGCUGCUCUCCAUCCUGCUCUGUUACUGCAUAGCUAUGCAUCUGUUUGGUCUAAACUGGCAGCUUCAGGAAAGUGAGGGAUAUGGAGCAUUUGAAAAUGGAGGAGGGAAAGAUACGACUCCCAAUACCUUUAUGGUGCCCACAGACAAUGUUAAAAUGUUUCUGUUCGAGAACAAUACCAUAGACAUAGGAGAGGUGGAUGUGGGGAGAAGAACCAUACAAGACAUCCCACCAGGUGUAUUUUGGAGGUCCCAGUUAUACAUCGAUCAACCACAGUUCUUGAAGUUCAACAUCUCUCUCCAGAAAGAUGCUCUUGUUGGGGUUUAUGGACGCAAAGGUCUUCCACCCUCACACACACAGUAUGAUUUUGUGGAGCUGCUUGAUGGAAGUCGCCUUAUUUCUAAAGACAAACGCGCCCUCAGCGUCACCGACUCGGGUCAGGAGCACCCAGCUAGCUCGUAUGAGGACGAGUUUGGAGGAGGAACCCGGCACACCAGAUCUGUGAACCUGCACGAGGCGGGCUUCAUCCAGUUCCUGGACAUAGGAAUCUGGCAUCUGGCGUUUUAUAAUGAUGGCCGAAACCUAGAACAAGUCUCUUACAAUACCAUGACCAUAGAGUCUAUCAUGGAGUGUCCUCAGAAUUGCCAUGGAAAUGGAGAUUGUCUCUCAGGAUUAUGCCACUGCUUCCCAGGGUUUCUGGGCCCUGACUGCUCUCGAGCUGCCUGUCCAGUGCUGUGCAGUGGUAAUGGCCAGUACUCCCGUGGCCGCUGCCAGUGCUACAGUGGCUGGAAAGGGACGGAGUGUGAUGUGCCAGUGAACCAGUGCAUCGACAUCCACUGUGGCGGACAUGGCAUUUGCAUCAUGGGAACCUGUAUCUGCAACACCGGUUACAAAGGCGACAACUGUGAGGAAGUCGACUGCAUAGACCCCAGCUGUUCGGCCCAUGGUGUGUGUAUACAGGGAGAGUGUCACUGUCAGCCAGGCUGGGGUGGAGCCAGCUGUGAAAUCCCCAAAGCCAUGUGUCCGGACCAAUGUUCGGGUCAUGGAAAGUAUAAUGCAGAGAGCAGCAGCUGUACCUGUGACCAGAACUGGACUGGAGCAGACUGCUCUCUAGAGGUUUGUGAAGUGGACUGUGGGAGUCACGGUGUGUGCUACGCUGGGGCAUGUCGCUGUGAGGAGGGAUGGACAGGAACUGUGUGCAACCAGAAGGCCUGCCACCCACUGUGCAACAAGAAUGGCGUGUGCAAAGAGGGCAAGUGUGAGUGUGACCAGGGAUGGACGGGGGAGCACUGCAAUAUUGCUCACAAUCCGGAUAUUAAAGUAAAAGAGGGUUGUCCUGGACUCUGUAACAACAACGGCCGAUGCACUCUGGAGACCAGCGGCUGGCACUGCAUCUGCCAGUCAGGGUGGAGGGGAGCCGGGUGUCACGUAGCCAUGGAAACAGUCUGCACGGAUGGAAAGGACAAUGAAGGAGACGGUUUGGCUGACUGUAUGGAUCCAGACUGCUGUUUGCAGCCAUCAUGCCAGAACCAGUUAUACUGCAAAGGAUCACCUGACCCGGUUGAGGUUCUGAGCCACUCCCAGUCCUCACUGGGUCCUCAGCAGGCUUCUAGGUCAUUCAAUCAGCGUAUUCACUUCCUGGUUGGUGCUGAAUCUACUCAUGUUAUCACCGGAGAUAGUCCUUUCAAUAAAAGCUUGGUUUCAGUAAUUCGGGGUCAGGUGCUGACAGCUGAUGGAACGCCUCUGAUUGGAGUCAAUGUGACGUUUGUCCACUACGCAGAGCAUGGAUACACUGUAACACGCAAGGAUGGCAUGUUUGAUAUCCUGGCCAAUGGUGGCGCUUCACUGACUCUGAGCUUUGAGCGUGCACCGUUCCUCACUCAGUACCGAACCGUGUGGGUGCCAUGGAACGUCUUCUAUGUGAUGGACACACUGGUCAUGAAAAAGGAGGAGAAUGACAUUCCCAGCUGUGACCUGAGCGGUUUCAUCAGACCUAGCCCUAUCAUUGUUGCUUCUCCUCUAUCUACAUUUUAUAGAAGUUCAACGGAGGGUGGACCGAUUAUACCUGAAACACAGGUUUUACAAGAAGAGACAUCGAUACCAGGCAGUGAUCUAAAACUUGUCUACCUGAGUUCUAGAACUGCAGGAUACAAACCUGUUCUGAAAGUCACCAUGACACAGUCAUCAAUACCGUUCAACCUGAUGAAGGUUCAUCUGAUGGUGGCUGUGGUCGGUCGCCUCUUCCAGAAGUGGUUCCCUGCUCAACCCAACCUGUCCUACACUUUCAUCUGGGAUAAAACUGAUGCCUAUGGUCAGCGUGUCUAUGGGUUGUCUGAGGCAGUCGUGUCUGUGGGGUUUGAAUACGAGUCCUGCCUUGAUCUCAUUCUCUGGGAGAAAAGAACGGCCAUUCUACAGGGCUAUGAGCUAGAUGCCUCCAACAUGGGAGGCUGGAUGCUGGAUAAACAUCACAUCUUGGAUGUGCAGAAUGGUAUAUUAUACAAGGGCAAUGGGGAGAACAUUUUCAUUUCUCAGCAGCCCCCUGUCAUUAGCAGCAUCAUGGGAAACGGGCGCCGUCGCAGCAUCUCUUGCCCCAGCUGCAAUGGACAGGCAGAGGGUAAUAAACUGCUAGCCCCCCUGGCUCUGGCUUGUGGAGCUGAUGGCAGCAUAUUUGUUGGCGAUUUCAACUACAUCCGGAGGAUUUUUCCCUCUGGGAAUGUGACGAGUGUCAUGGAACUGAGAAACAAAGAUUUCAGACAUAGCAACAACCCUGCUCACCGUUACUACCUAGCCACCGACCCAGUGACUGGACAGCUCUAUGUGUCAGAUACUAACUCGCGAAGGAUCUAUAGACCCAAGGUCCUCAGUGGCGCCCGUGACCUCAUCAGUAACGGAGAAGUAGUGGCAGGUACCGGUGAGCAGUGUCCUCCGUUUGAUGAAGCACGGUGUGGAGAUGGAAGGAAAGCUACCGACGCACAGCUACUGGGCCCUAAAGGUAUUGCAGUCAAUAAAAAUGGAUUUAUUUACUUUGUGGACGGGACCAUGAUCAGGAAAGUGGAUCGCAAUGGAAUCAUCUCUACAGUCCUUGGCAGCAAUGACCUGACCUCUGCACGACCUUUAACAUGUGAUACCAGCAUGCACAUCAGACAGGUCCGUUUAGAAUGGCCCACAGAUCUUGCCAUUAAUCCAAUGGAUAACUCCAUCUAUGUCCUGGACAACAACGUUGUACUUCAGAUCACUGAAAAUAGACAGGUCCGUAUUGUGGCAGGUCGCCCCAUGCAUUGUCAGGUCCCUGGUAUUGAGUACACUAUGGGGAAGAGAGCUGUGCAGACCAUGCUAGAGGGAGCUACAGCCAUCGCCUUAUCGUACAGCGGGGUCCUCUACAUUGCAGAGACUGAUGAGAAAAAAAUCCAUCGAAUUCGACAGGUGUCAACUGAUGGAGAAAUUACUCACCUAGCAGGAGCGCCAUCCGACUGUGACUGCAAGAAUGACGCCAACUGUGACUGCUAUCAGAUAGGCGAUGGUUAUGCUAAGGAUGCCCGUCUUAACUGUCCGUCCUCUUUGGUGGUGUCUCCAGAUGGCACACUGUAUGUGGCUGAUUUGGGAAACAUCAGGAUUCGAGCCAUACAAUGCAACAAACCACCUUCUGGCUCUCUGGCUUUUGGUCCCAGCGCCUAUGAAGUUGCAUCUCCAGCUUCUCAGGAACUCUAUGUGUUUGAUGGAAAUGGGACCCACCAGUUCACUAUGUCUCUGGUUACUGGAGACUACAAGUACAACUUCAGCUACAGCAACGAGGAGGAUCUAACUGCUGUCAUAGACAACAGCGGGAACACGCUUCGUAUCCGCAGAGACACCAACAGGAUGCCUGUACGUGUGGUUGCCCCUGACAACCAGGUUAUCUGGCUCACCAUCGGGACUAAUGGAGGCCUGAAGACUCUCACAGCUCAGGGUCAAGAACUGAUUUUAUUCAGUUACCAUGGUAACAGUGGCUUGCUGGCUACCAAGAGCAUCCAAAUAGGCUGGACUACCUUCUAUGAUUAUGACAGCGAGGGACGUCUGACCAACGUGACCUUUCCUACGGGCGUGGUCACCAACCUCCACAGUGACAUGUCAUCAGGAGCAGUUGCUGUUGACAUUGAGACAUCAGGGAGGGAUGAGGAUGUUUCCAUAAGCACCAACUUAUCGUCAAUAGAUUCCUUCUACACUUUAGUGCAAGACCAACUUCGUAACAACUACCAGGUGGGUAAUGACCAUUCACUGAGAGUCAUCUAUGCCAACGGGAUGGACACACACUUCCAGACGGAGCCGCACAUACUGGCAGGAGCCGCUAAUCCAACCGUGGCCCGGCGCAACAUGUCACUGCCAGGAGAGAAUGGACAGAAUCUGGUGGAGUGGAGGUUCAGGAAGGAGCAGACACGGGGAAAAGUCAUUGUCUUUGGGAGAAAGCUCAGGGUAAACGGCAGGAACCUGCUGUCUGUGGAUUAUGAUCGUACACUGCGGACAGAGAAAAUCUAUGACGACCACAGGAAAUUCCUGCUUAAGAUCAUCUAUGACACCCAAGGCCAUCCGACUCUUUGGGUUCCCAGCAGCAAGCUGCUAUCAGUUAACUUAACGUAUUCCAGUAUGGGGCAGGUGAUAGGACUCCAGAGGGGUCCGACCACUGAGAGGUGGGACUAUGACAGUCAGGGGAGGAUCGUUUCCAGAGUCUUUGCUGAUGGAAAGACAUGGAGCUACACUUAUCUUGAUAAGUCCAUGGUGUUGCUGCUGCACAGCCAGCACCAGUACAUUUUUGACUAUGACGCUGGAGAUCGUCUGUCAGCCGUCACCAUGCCCAGCGUAGCCCGACAUACCAUGCAGACCAUCAGAUCUAUAGGAUACUACAGGAACAUCUACACUCCUCCAGAGAGCAAUGCCUCAUUCACUGUAGACUACUCUGAAGAUGGACAGCUUCUCAGAGUUGCCUAUCUGGGCACAGGCCGCUGUAUACUCUACAAAUAUCGCAGACAGAACAAGCUGGCAGAACUCUUGUAUGACUCAACGCGGGUCAGUUUCACAUACGAUGAGACUGCUGGUGUGCUGAAGACGGUCAACCUGCAAAGCGAAGGCUUCAUUUGCUCCAUCCGCUACCGGCAGAUCGGCCCGUUGGUCGACCGGCAGAUAUUCCGCUUCAGCGAGGAUGGGAUGGUGAACGCUCGCUUUGAUUACACCUAUGACAACAGCUUCAGGGUUACCAGCAUGCAGGCCGUAAUCAACGAGACUCCGCUACCGAUUGACCUCUAUCAGUUUGAUGAUAUAUCUGGGAAAGUGGAGCAGUUUGGGAAGUUUGGAGUCAUCUAUUACGAUAUAAACCAGAUCAUCUCCACAGCUGUGAUGACCUACACCAAACACUUUGAUCAACAUGGCCGCAUCAAGGAGAUCCAGUAUGAGAUCUUCAGAUCACUGAUGUACUGGAUCACCAUCCAAUACGACAACAUAGGCAGAGUCACCAAGCGUGAAAUCAAGAUCGGACCAUUUGCCAACACAACCAAAUAUGAUUAUGAAUAUGACGUUGAUGGACAGCUGCAGACGGUCUCCCUCAAUGAGAAGAUUAUGUGGAGGUACAAUUAUGAUCUGAAUGGUAACUUACAUUUGCUAAACCCUGGGAACAGUGGGCGUCUAACCCCCCUGCGCUAUGACCUGAGGGACAGGAUCACUCGUCUGGGUGAUGUUCAGUACAGACUGGAUGAGGAUGGAUUCCUGAGGCAGAGAGGAGCCGAGAUCUUUGAGUACAACUCCAAAGGUCUUCUGGUUCGUGUCUACAGUAAAGCAGCAAGCUGGACCAUCCAGUAUCGUUACGACGGCCUGGGUCGCCGCGUGGCAUCCAGAAACAACCUAGGCCAACACCUGCAGUUUUUCUACGCUGAUCUGAACUAUCCAACCAGAAUCACCCACGUCUACAACCACUCCAGCUCUGAGAUCACGUCAUUCUACUAUGAUCUGCAGGGCCAUGUGUUUGCUAUGGAGAUCAGCAGUGGAGAGGAAUUCUAUAUAGCUUGUGAUAACACUGGGACCCCACUGGCUGUCUUCAGCAACAAUGGACUUUUGCUUAAACAGGUGCAGUACACAGCAUAUGGUGAAGUUUACUAUGAUUCUAAUCCAGACUUUGUACUAGUCAUUGGUUUCCAUGGAGGGCUGUACGACCCACUGACAAAGCUGUUACAUUUUGGAGACAGAGAUUACGACAUUCCUGCUGGCAGGUGGACCACUCCAGAUAUCAGCACAUGGACACGUGUUGGGAAAGACCCACAACCUUUCAACCUUUACAUGUUCCGUAGCAACAACCCCAUCAGCAAGAUUCAUCAGGUCAAAGAAUACGUCACAGAUGUUAAUAUCUGGUUGGUCACAUUUGGCUUCCAUCUGCAUAACGCAAUCCCAGGAUUCCCCAUCCCCAACUUUGACCUGACACAGCCAUCCCUGGAGAUGAGGAAGAGCCAGCUGUGGGAUGACUUGCCUGCCAUCUCAGGCGUCCAGCAGGAGGUGACCCGUCAGUCUCGGGCCUUCCUGUCCUUCGAACGCAUGCCAGAAAUCCAGCUCAGCCGGCAUCAUUCAGACCAGGACAAGCCCUGGCUGUGGUUCGCCACUGUGAAGUCUCUGAUCGGCAAAGGUGUGAUGUUCGCUGUGAUACAAGGCCGUGUGGUCACCAAUGCCCUCAACAUCGCCAAUGAGGACUGCAUCAAAGUAGCUGCCGUCCUAAACAAUGCCUUUUACCUCGAAGACCUGCAUUUCACAGUGGAGGGACGGGACACUCACUACUUCAUUAAGACCAGCUUGCCUGAAAACGACCUCAGCGCGCUGCGGCUGACCUCUGGCAGGAAAUCACUGGAGAAUGGCGUCAACGUCACCGUAUCCCAGUCUACAACUGUAAUGAAUGGGAGAACGCGGCGCUUUGCUGAUGUGGAGCUGCAGUACGGCGCCCUGGCACUCCACGUGCGCUACGGCACGACGUUGGACGAAGAGAAGGCAAGAAUCCUGGAACACGCCAGACAGAGGGCGCUGUCGAACGCCUGGGCGCGGGAGCAGCAGCGCGUCAGAGACGGGGAGGAGGGAGUUCGGCUGUGGACCGAGGGGGAGAAGAGACAGCUGCUGAGCAGCGGUAAGGUGCUGGGCUACGAUGGCUACUACGUCCUGUCCAUAGAGCAGUACCCAGAACUGGCAGACAGCGCUAACAACAUACAGUUUCUACGGCAGAGUGAGAUAGGAAAGAGGUAACACAGCAUGAACCCAGUAGGUCAAAUAACUAAGUAUUAGCACAAGGUUCACAGUCUGGACAGUCUAGAUGUUCCGAUCACUCCAUUGAAGAGUCCAUUUGUUUUAAUUGGGAUUUGACUGAAACAUUGUCACAACUGUCACUUUAACCCAAAACAUUCUGACAGUUCCAUUGGAUUUUUUGAAGCGUGUUAAGCCUUAGCUUGGCUUUCCUCCACUCCCCUUACUGUCUGCUGUCAAACAGCCCCUCCCCCUUCAGGUUAUCCCUGGGCAGGACUGGUCACCUAUCAGUCUGUCCAUGUUGAGGACAGACGAUGGACUAACAGCAGAAAUUUUUUUUUAAGGACUUGUGAUCUGCCCACUCUACUUUAACAUACUGGGUUCCCUCAAUCUGGACUUUCAGCUAUCAACAGAACUAAUGGAUCUCGAACAGUCCGCUUUUAACUCCUACAUUUUAAACCUAAGUCAAGUCUGUUGUUUCUACGGCUGAAGACAUUGACUUGAACCUUUAUGGACUCUCUACAGAGACAGAUGUCAAAGAACUGCAAUUUGUAUGGAGUAAAACCUUAUUUUGUGUUUGGAUUGUUUUUGUGUGUUUGUUUUUAUAUAUAAAAUUGCAUUUGCUUCAGACAAAAAGCUUUAAAAAAAAAAAAAAAAAGUGUUUACAUACUAUAAC